GUACAAGUAGACUCCGCCCACUUUGUGACGCCAUCACGCAUGCGUUCUCACGUCGGUCGUCCUAGCAAGCAGCUAGCUCUGUAGGUUUCCUGACUUCGAGAGGGCAGUUAGACAAGAAGACCACCAUGGUGCUGAACCCUGUCAUUUCCAAGCUCACCGGCAAACUUGUCGUGCUGGCAAGUGCUUCUCCUAGGAGACUGGAGAUUCUGCGCAACGCGGGCUUAAGGUUUGAGGUGGUGCCAUCCUGGUUCAAAGAAACUCUUGACAAGGGACUUUUCAAAGCACCUCAUGAGUAUGCUGUUGAGACAGCCAAACAGAAGGCCCUGGAGGUGGCCAGAAGGAUGCCCUUUAACCACCUGAAGACUCCAGACAUAGUAAUCGGAGCAGACACUAUUGUGACUGUGGAUGGCAUGAUUCUGGAGAAGCCAGUGGACAAACAUGAUGCUUACAGGAUGCUGUCCAGCUUGAGUGGUAAAGAGCACAGUGUUUUCACUGGUGUUGCUAUAGUCCUCUGCCACGAGAAAGACAAUGACGAAGUAGAUUACCAGUUGAUUGACUUCUACGAAGAAACAAAGGUGAAGUUUGCUGAUCUGUCAGAAAGUAUGCUGUGGGAGUACAUCAAUAGCGGUGAACCCAUGGACAAGGCUGGAGGUUACGGUAUUCAGGCUCUUGGCGGCAUGCUUGUCGAGUAUGUCCAUGGUGACUUCCUCAAUGUUGUGGGUUUCCCUCUUAACCACUUCUGCAAACAACUGGACCUUAUUUACAACCGCUGCACUUCCUCCUCGAAUCAGGAAACUCUGUCCAUCUACCUAAGCCACAACGUCACUCAGACCUCCACGAUACCCACUCUACCCCUGCCCAGCUUGUCGGCUGAGUCCAGCCACAGUUCCAGCUCUUCAGCUAAGCGCAGUGUCUCAUCCAGUCCCACACUGAAAAGCCCGCCUGCCAGUCAAACAAACCACACCCAGAACAGCCUCUCAGGAAGCCCCAUCCGUGAGGUAAAAAGAAAUGGCAAUGAAAGUGAAGUCGGUGAAAGCUCCUGGAUGUUGGUCAACAGUCUGUCUAAACAUACAGAUGAUAGAGAGGCUGAGAAUACAACACGACUGCCGAUGACCAGCAGACAGCUGGCGACUGAGCUCAAUGUGACAGAGCAUGAGAACUGCGAGCCAAAUAAAGAGGACUUGGAACGAAUCAUGGAAGUGAUGGAUGGAUUCAAAGCCUCAAAGGCCCUAUUUACUGCUUCUAAGAUGGGUGUGUUUGACCUGCUACAAAGCAGACCAGGACUGGAUGCAGCACAGGUGGCCCAGGAGAUCAAAGCCUCUGUGAAGGGCACUGAAUGCCUACUGGAAGCCUGUGUGUCUCUGGGACUGCUGAAGAGCGAAGAGAGAACAUGCCAGAAGCCAGUGUAUGAGAAUGCAGGUCUGGCCAUGCGCUUUCUGCUGUCAGAUACUCCUUUCUCACUGCAGGGCUACAUCCAGCAUUGUGACAACACAGUGUGGCCUCUUUUCUCCCACCUUGAGAGUGCAGUGCGGGAAGGAACCAACCAGCACGAGAAGGCUCUUGGCAAGAAAUCUAAGGAUAUGUUUCAGGAUACCUUCUACAACAAUCAAGAGGUCAAGCUGAGAUUCAUGAAUGCCAUGCACAGCAUUGCUAAAGUCACAGGAAAAGCUAUAGCAACGGCCUUUGACCUCUCCAAUUUUAAAACAGCGUGUGACAUUGGAGGAUGCACUGGUGCCAUGGCUUUUGAGUUUACCAAAGCCCAUCCUGAGCUAUCUGUGACAGUGUUUGACUUGCCGACUGUCGUUGAGAUGAGCGAACAUUUCCAUCCUCUGCACACAGAUAACAGGGUGUCGUUUGUAGCAGGAGACUUCUUUAAAGAUGAGCUGCCCAAAGCAGACUUGUACAUCCUGGCAAGAAUUCUGCAUGACUGGUCUGAUGAGAAAGUGCACAUACUGCUGAAUAAAGUUGCAGAUGUGUGCACACCAGGAUGUGCAGUGCUCAUAGCAGAGACCAUGUUGGACGAACGGACACCAUACUCUGCUCUGCAGUCUUUGAACAUGCUUGUCCAGACUGAGGGGACAGAGAGGACGCAGAGCCAGUAUGCAGACUUACUGAGCAAACAUGGAUUUGUGGACAUGGGUGUGGUUCACACUGCAAACUUCCUUGAUGCCUUUAUUGCCAUUAAAAUGUGAAUCAUGAAGAAUCUUCAUGUUUUUCAUUUGUUUGAUGAUAACAGAUGCUGUUCAGUUUUUGGUCUUUUGAUCAGUGGUGGAAGAAAUAAUGACAUUCUUUAUUUAAAGUAAAGGUGGUAAUACAACAGUAGAUAAUGACAUGUUAUCAGGAAAAUGUGAUGAAGCAACAAAAUUAAAAGUGCUCGUAAU
Scatophagus argus is the source of this 2381-nucleotide messenger RNA. RefSeq names its product acetylserotonin O-methyltransferase-like (gene asmtl). The transcript is spliced from 15 exons. Bases 126 to 2192 code for a protein of 688 amino acids. The record is from RefSeq and is a predicted model, not a curated record. Gene Ontology annotation, molecular function: O-methyltransferase activity; nucleoside triphosphate diphosphatase activity. NCBI's taxonomy places the organism in Eukaryota, Metazoa, Chordata, Actinopteri, Scatophagidae.